This is a messenger RNA of Loa loa (African eye worm), 2325 nucleotides long. RefSeq lists its product as hypothetical. The record is from RefSeq and is a predicted model, not a curated record. The transcript has 13 exons. Lineage: Eukaryota; Metazoa; Nematoda; Chromadorea; Rhabditida; Onchocercidae. Bases 7 to 2325 code for a protein of 772 amino acids. Gene Ontology annotation, biological process: actin cytoskeleton organization. Gene Ontology annotation, molecular function: actin filament binding.
AAGGUAAUGGUAUCACCAGUAAGUGAUUCAAGAGUACGCGCAUUCGGGCCAGGAUUAGAGAGUGGUGUUGCAAAUUUGCCAAGUAUCUUCCUUAUUGAAACAGAUGGUGGUCGUUGUGAACAGAUUGAUGUUACUGUGAGCGGAAGGAUAAUGACAUCGGAAAAUGGUUCUGAGAAACCGGAUAUAGAAUUGGUAGACAAUAAAAAUGGGUCUGCUGUUGCUCGAUUUACUCCUACCGUACCUGGCAUUUACACAAUAAAGGUAUGCUAUGCUGGUGAGCAUGUCAAAGGUUCGCCAUUUGUCGUACAAGUGCAACCAGCUAAUAAUAACCUGAAAGUUACUGAUAUGCGAUUAUCUGGUAUCGGACCGGAUUUUACUGCUCUACAAGACGAAAAUCUAACAUUCUGGAUCGAGAUGCCCGAUGCAAGAGUGCGUCUUAAACCAUUAGUAAGAGCACUGGACAAAAAUUACGAAGAGGUACCGGUACAAGUAAUGGAAACUAAAUCUGGACAGUAUGAAUGCCGUUUUUUCCCCAAGCACCGGGUCGAUAUUAUUUCCUUCUAUCAGUCGGCGGUAGUAGUCCGAAAAAUGAUUGAUGCAAGCAAAAUUCGAAUCUAUGGUGCUGGUAUUGGACCUGAUGUUCAUGCAACUCGACCAGUAGCCUUCAUCAUUGAUCCACAAAAUGUUGGUAGUGUUGAAAAAAUCCGUUCGCAAUUAUAUCAUCAAAAUGGAACACCGGUGAAUGUUGCAUUGGUCGAUAAUGGAAAUGAAACACUUACUGCGAGUUAUGUAGCUCCUGAAGCUGGUCUGUAUGAGUUGACAUUACACUACGAAGAUAUGGAAUUAAUGAAAAUGAACAUAAAUGUUAAACCGGUUGAUAUUUCAUCAAUCGUGGUGGACGGUCUACGUAAUGGGACUGUUACAAUUGGACAUCGGGAGGAUAUUGCGAUUAAUACUGGUGAUUUAACACCCAUGAAGAAUGGUCUCGAACUUAUUGUGGAAGAAGCUAGUGGAUCAAAAUAUAUGAUUCCUCUUGAACGUGGUCAUAAUUCAACUAUUUACAAAGGCUUCUGGACAGCCAAAAAUGUUGGUGAGACAAAAUUUGCUGUUUUCUUCGAUGAAAAUUUGGUUUGCGAAUCACAGAUCAUCGUUCGACGAAACCAAGACGCAACGAUGUGCCGAGUUACUGGUGAUGGACUUAAACGUGCAAUAGUUGGUGUGGCGGCGAAAUUUCAGGUGGAUAUGAAGGAUGCCGGAGGAGGCAGGAUGAAAAUGGCUAUCAAAGGACCAUCAGAAUCGAAAACAAACAUUAUUGAUCAUUCCGAUGGUUUAUGCACUGUGGAAUAUAUUGCACAAAUUCCUGGGCUGUAUGAAAUAAGCAUUUAUUUCGGUGAUCAUGAAGAAGAAGUUCCCGGUUCACCGUUUACGGUAUUGGUCGAUUAUGAAUAUGACCCGUCGAAAAUCCUGAUAACCGGUUAUAAUAAUGGGCAUGUACGAGGAGGUGUAUCUACGUCAUUUUUGAUCGAUGCUACACGCACUGCUUUGGAACCUAUCAGUGCACGACUUCCUAUUGGUUUCCAGCAACCACUCAUUGAAGAAAUUAAACCUCGCAUAUAUCAAGUAACAUUUACACCGAAAGGCAAGGCAGGUGAAAUAUUGCCCUUGGAAAUUCUUUAUGGUGGUCAGCUUCUCCAUGGAAGGCCAUUGGACUUUACUGUUGAACAAGAGGAAUCGGAACUCGUAGUGCUAAAAAGUGAUUCCGGUAUUAUACCGUCUAAAGUACAGGCUUCUCUUCGAUAUGGUGUCUUAAUUGAUGCAAAAAAAGCUGAGAAAAUUGACAGGCUAAGGGCUGAAAUAAAAGGUCCGAAUAAUAAGUCUCGGAAAUCAUCGCUUACCGAAACAACCGAUAAAGGAAUAUACCUCUUGGAAUUUGUCCCGGAUAUGGCUGGGACAUACGUUAUCAUUAUAUAUGAUGAUGAAAAACCGCUACAUUCGAAACCAUAUGAGCUCACUGCUGUUCCGGUUGGUUCCGCAAACAAAUGUUAUUUGGAAUUAAAACCACUCGACAAAUUUUGGAUUAUUGGGGAGCCGAAAACAUUCAAAGUAAAUGCGAAAUGUGGAGGGGAAGGUGCAUUGAAUAUUGUCUCCGAUAGAGAUGAUUUAGAAGUAAACAUUGAGGAACAAAAUGAUGGCAAUUAUUUAAUAACGCUUACUCCACAUCAUGAAGGACCACAUCGAAUUGCAUUGAUGUAUGGCGGUGUUGAAAUACCUAAUGGAACAUUCAGUUUUGAGGUUAUCAAAUCUUACUUUAUCCAGACGAAUUGA